AUGGCUUCUACUCGCCUGCCUGCCCCCGAGGUCCACAAGUCCGUCAACCUCCUCAUUGACAACCUCGUCAACAUCAAAGAUGAGACCGGCAGGUUCCUCAUGCCCCUAGCCGACGGUCGCAUCAUCGACACCAAGUCCUGGCAUGGUUGGGAAUGGACCCACGGCAUCGGUCUGUACGGUCUAUGGAAGUACUAUGAAUUGACCGGCGACGAGCGUCUAUUGAAGAUCAUCGAGGACUGGUUUGCCGCACGAUUCGCCGAGGGCGGAACCACCAAGAAUAUCAACACUAUGGCCGUGUUUUUGACUCUGGCGUAUGUCUACGAGAAGACUGGCAAUCCUACAUAUCUGCCUUGGUUGGAUGCGUGGGCGGAGUGGGCGAUGCAUGAUCUGCCCCGGACCCGGUACGGCGGUAUGCAGCACAUCACAUAUCUCACUGAUAAUUACCAACAAUUAUGGGAUGAUACCCUGAUGAUGACUGUCAUGCCUCUCGCUAAGAUUGGCAAGCUGCUCAAUCGUCCCCACUACAUUGCCGAGGCGAAGAAGCAGUUCCUCACACAUAUCAAGUACCUAUUCGACACGAAGACGGGUCUUUGGUUCCACGGGUGGACGUUUGAGGACGGUGGUCACAACUUUGCCAAUGCGCGCUGGGCUCGGGGAAAUAGCUGGGUGACUAUUGUGAUUCCGGAGAUUAUUGAGCUGUUGGACUUGGAGUCCACCGAUCCUAUCAGGCUACACCUGAUCGAGACGCUGGACGCACAGGUCGAAGCUCUGCAACGUUUCCAGUCCGAGUCGGGCGCUUGGCACACUCUCCUCGAUCACCCAGAUUCUUAUCUGGAAGCCUCUGCUACUGCGGGCUUUGCCUACGGUAUCCUCAAGGCCGUGCGCAAGCGCUACAUCAGCGCAAACUACCUCCCCGUCGCUGAGAAGGCUAUCGCUGCGGUGCUGAAGGAUGUGGAUCCCAAGGGUGAACUCCUCAAUACUAGCUUUGGCACUGGCAUGGGUGAUUCCUUGCAGUUCUAUAAGGAUAUUCCCUUGACUUCCAUGCCUUACGGUCAGGCCAUGGCUAUCAUGGCUCUGGGUGAGUACCUGCGGACUUACCUGUAG
Molecule: messenger RNA, 1104 nt
Organism: Penicillium subrubescens
Lineage: Eukaryota; Fungi; Ascomycota; Eurotiomycetes; Eurotiales; Aspergillaceae
Product: glycoside hydrolase family 88/105 protein
Exons: 1
Coding region: 1-1104 (367 amino acids)
Biological process (GO): carbohydrate metabolic process
Source: RefSeq, a predicted model, not a curated record